Arvicola amphibius (Eurasian water vole) is the source of this 4652-nucleotide messenger RNA. RefSeq names its product sterol-C5-desaturase (gene Sc5d). Lineage: Eukaryota; Metazoa; Chordata; Mammalia; Rodentia; Cricetidae. Gene Ontology annotation, molecular function: iron ion binding; oxidoreductase activity. The transcript is spliced from 6 exons. Bases 248 to 1147 code for a protein of 299 amino acids. The record is from RefSeq and is a predicted model, not a curated record.
GCCCCCGCUGGCGGUGUAGCGGUGGCGUACUGAGCGGCUCUGGCCCGGCAGGUAGGUUCGGUGUGCGGGCAGCUGGAUACCCACGAGAGGAAGGACCUGCGAACGAUCGCAAGGGAUCCCCAGUUACCGGAUGCUGGGACAGCAUCCUCCGCACAGGUUCAGCGUUCGGACUCAUCUGAUGACAGGUCCUGACUCCAAGUGACUGACGUGCACCUCUUGUUUCGUGGGCAGCAUUCCAGGGGCUGCCAUGGACCUGGUUCUCAGCGUUGCCGAUCACUACUUCUUUACCCCAUACGUGUAUCCAGCCUCGUGGCCCGAGGACAACAUCAUCCGGCAAACCAUUAGUCUCCUGAUUGUCACAAACCUGGGUGCUUAUAUCCUCUACUUCUUCUGUGCAACCCUGAGCUAUUAUUUUGUCUAUGAUCAUUCAUUAAUGAAACAUCCACAGUUUUUAAAGAAUCAAGUCUAUCGAGAGAUCAUGUUCACGGUCAAGUCUUUGCCCUGGAUUAGUAUCCCCACCAUUUCACUGUUCCUCCUGGAGCUGAGAGGUUACAGCAAGCUCUAUGAUGACGUAGGAGACUUCCCAAGUGGCUGGAUUCAUCUCAUUGCUAGUGUGGUGUCGUUCCUGUUUUUCACAGACAUGCUGAUCUACUGGAUUCACAGGGGCCUGCACCAUAGACUGGUCUACAAGCACAUACAUAAACCUCAUCAUAUUUGGAAGAUCCCCACUCCAUUUGCAAGUCAUGCUUUUCACCCUGUGGAUGGCUUCCUCCAGAGUCUGCCUUACCAUAUAUACCCCUUUGUCUUCCCACUGCACAAGGUGGUCUACUUGGGGUUAUAUGUCUUGGUUAAUGUCUGGACAAUUUCUAUUCACGACGGUGAUUUUCGCGUCCCCCAGGUCUUCAGGCCGUUUAUUAACGGGUCGGCUCAUCACACAGACCACCACAUGUAUUUUGACUAUAACUACGGACAGUAUUUCACACUGUGGGAUAGAAUUGGGGGCUCUUUUAAGCAUCCUUCUUCCUUUGAAGGGAAAGGACCACAUAGUUAUGUGAGGAAGAUGGCAGAAGGAGAAUUCAACAGCCUUGCAGAAAAUGGCUGUAAAAGCGAAAAACUGUGCAAUGCAGAAUUUGCAAAGACUAAGUAGAUUAUUGCCCAGUUAUUAAGUAUUUUAAAUAAGGAAAUAAUCUACACACAGCCAAGAUACAUAGCAAAUAAGUGGUGUUAUUUGACCCUCAGCAUUGCGUGUCGUGCUGAGGAGCAGUCCUGACAAUAAACUGAGGGAAGAUGCUGGGAGCACCAAGAUUGUAAUCUCGUGGCUAAUGUGUCAGGCAUUGGCCCAGGGACAGUUUGUGUCUUUGCAGGCCAGCAGAUCCACAGCCUGUGCAGCCCCAACAGCAACUUUAAAUAAGGUAGAAAAUAAUCUAUGGAAGAAGCUAGUCUGUGUCCUUUGCCUUAAUCCACUCAUAUUCAUUAAGGGAAAAAUCCGCUGUGCUUAACAAUACUGAGACUAGCCAAGAAAUACUAACAUGAAGAUGGCUCCUGUCCCAGGAGCGGCUGCCUCUGCAGUGGAGGUGGAGGACUUGCAGGACGUUGUUCACAUAGGAACAUCAGCCCGAACUGUCUGAUUCACGAGUGGCUAUGCAUAUGACUGACUUAAUGGCUGGUUAGUAAGAUUAUAUUAUCUUCUUAUACAUUGGCGCCUUACUCCCUGGGGCAUUAUCAGAUUUGAAUAAUGAAUAAAUAAUGGUAAUUGUUUAAAUGUCAGCUCUUCCAUGAUUCAAUCCAGAUACGAGAUUACUUAACUGAAGAUCUUGAUGCGUGUCAUUUAAAACUACUGUUUACUAAGCCCACAGACACGAAUCCAGAUAAUGCUCGGUAUGAACUUGGGGCACCCAGGUGGCACAUGUCUUUUUAAUAAAGUGGAUGCACUGUGCUUUUAUGUAUUUCCAAGUUACGAAGCUGACUUUUGAAAUGAAGGGAUUAAUUGCCAAAUACUUAAGUCUACCUAAGAUACACUCUGAAACCUCAUCCUCCAUUUCUUCCCCCUCUUCCUACUGCCUCUGCAAAAAAAAAAAAAUCCUUAGCCAGCCCCAUGAAAGGUGGGUGCUGGAUGCUAAGUAUAUUGGUGUAAACCUAUUCUAUUGGCUGUUUAUGCAAAACCAAUAAAACUUGAUCAUGACUGCUAUUAACCACUUAAAUGUUAUAGCACAAAACAUCCUUUGUUUGAAUUAGUGUCACUCUGAAGACAGAGGUGACGUGGGUUGUAAAAGCUGAGAGCUCUCCAGAUACCCAGGCUCAGACUGCUGGACAUGAGAGUUACUACAGAGAUCUCUCACUCAGCAAACCCUUUCUCACUCAGCUCUUUGACAUUAUCAUGUGCUCUGAGGGAGUAGAAAUGGAAAUAAAGAGUCUCUGGGUAAGGAUCUAGACUUCCUUUUCCUGGAGAUAGAACCAGGACCCCUGCUUCCGAAUACAUAAGCAUCAGUAAGAUAAGAAAUGAUUGGGAUGUUGGAUGAAUCCCACGCCCAACUCUUAGCGAAGGGAUCCUCAAGAUAUACUGUUUGAUACUACAUCAAGAAAGGGCAAACCCCCUCCCCAGAAUGGAACAUCUCCAUCACCCCUUCUCCCCAAGGCUCAGGAAACAUCAAGGAGGAAUCCGAGUCCAGGGGAGAAUGCUGUGAGACUCUGGACAUGCGAGACCAUUGUAUUUAUGAUCUCACUGUAACUGUCUGCACACCAUCCAGCAGUGAACAUCGCAGCGUGGGUGGAGUAGAGGGGCUCCCAAGGUCCCUACUCUAGCUGGGGAGCUGUUGACAGUGAUGGCUGCUAGGGAAGGGAGAGUCUGUUUGCAGUGGUACACUCUCUAAGUUGCUUUUGUGCCAGUGGGUGGCCCUGUACCUCUGAGGCUAGGGGCAGCUCUAAUUGGACUCUGGCUUAUAAAGAAGAAGAAAAAGCAAAUAUGAAAUUGGGAGAGAGAUUGGGAGAAGUUGGGGUAGGAAGAGUGGCGUGGAUACGGUCAAACUGCAUUGUGGAUAUGCACGAAGUGAAGAUCAGCUAAGUACAAUUGCAGAGGCAGACCUGGGAAGUCAUCUUCAGCUUCACCUCAGCAGUUGCCGCUAGGAGCCUUGGAGUGAGCACGAGUGGGUCACAGAGGGUGCCCUGUACAACCUUGCCCCUCAUAAAAGAUGAGCCACUGCCCCCCAGUAGGGUCAAGCACAGAGAACGUUGUCUUUUGCUGGGUCUUCAUUGGGAGUAUGGUAGAGGAGGCUACCUUCCCCUUCCCACUGGAGUGUGAAGAACAUGGAGCUGAGUUACAGGAAUAUAGAAGUAAAAUUGAAAACCAGAUGUUGCUCACUGUGAAUUAUCUUUAAUGAGGUAAAAUAGCUAGUAUUUUUGUUGUUACAGCAUCCUUUUUCAAAGCAUGUUACAAGCCAGUCUACAGUAAAAUUUAGAAACAAAAUAGAAGCCAGUCCCCACUCCCCUCCCUCCCCAAACAGAAUAUACUUCUCAAGGACAAGAAGUGUAUGAUUCAGGGUUAGUGGGCUUGAACACCAGGGCAGGGUUUUGUAUCAGAACAAAAAUUUUAAUAGAUAAUUUGCUUUGUGAAGAUAAUUGUUCAGGGGACAGGAUGUAGCCUAAUGGUAGAGUGUGUGCUUAGCUUGUAUGAAGCUCUCAGCUUCAUUCCCAGCCUGGCAAAAAUAUUUUCUUCCUAAAUAUCUAAAGUUAAAGAUUUUUAUUAAUUCUAAGUGCAAUAGACUUUUAAAAAAAGUUAUAUUCUGGUUUCUUUAACUCCUAAGUUGAGCCUGUCAAAUUCUUCUGAACAUGCAACCAUUUGUAUUUUUUAUAAUGAGAUUUUUUUUUUAAGCUUGGUAAGAGUCUUAACAUUUUGAUUCAAUCCCCUGGUCAGACUUGGGUUUGGGUACCCAUCCCUCAGACAUCACCACUGAACAGUGGGAGGUAUCAGAAGUUUGUCUUUUGACUUGGAGCCCUCUGUGCCCGGAGCCAGCUUAUCUCAUAAGCUUUUGUUAAUCUCCAUUACUUAUGUCUAUUUCUUUUGAUAUUGUAAUUGACUCAGCCAUUCAUUUGAGUUGACCCCCUAACACGCUGCUAAAGAAACUAAUGGAAAUUUAGCACACAUCCAGCCCUGAAGGGGGCACUGUGCCGGUGGUUCUUGUCUGUAUGCUGCUUGCUUUCCUAAAGUUACAUGCGCCUGUCCUAAUUGUACAGUUCAGCCUUAACAUUUAAAUACCAAUGUCACCCUCCCCUGCCCCUCAUCAAGCAGAACAUGUCCUUCACCAGGACAUGCGUUGUCUCUCUCUGCAGUUCCCCCCAACCUCGGGUAACCACUGAUCUACUCUGUCCCUGGGGAUUAAUUUUGCCCGUUCUAGAAUUUCAUUUAAAUUCAAUCAGAUGAGACAUACUUAUUGUGUUGAGCUUUUUUUUUUUUUUAGCUUAACAUGUUUUGACAUGUGUGCUGUUGUAUUUAUCAAUACUUCAUUCCUUUUAAUUGAUGAGUAGUGUUCCUAUUACAGCAUUAUACUGAAUACUGUACUACUGUUGGCUGAUCUGUUUAUUUGUUGAUGGAUAUUUGGGUUAUUUUCAGUGUGGAGAUACUUUGAAUAAAGCUACCCUGGACAUUUGUGAACAGA